UAAGAAGCAAUUUUUAUGUAUCCUAAUUAUGAAGACAUUUGGUUCUGGGAGGCUUAAUUGAGAUUAGAGAAGUAAUCCAUUCAAAUAUUCAAUAACUUUGUAGCGGAACUAAUUAGACUCUUCUAUUUUGUGACCAAGUAUAAUCGCAACCAUCCAUCAGUGAAUAAUUUAGGAGGUGUAUUGAACUAUUACAGCCUUACCGCACCGUAAAAUUUAUCAUCAUCCUUAUCCUGCGCACACCUCUACUACCAUGUAACCGUUAUGGCAGCCGAACCCGAAACACAUCCACCGCUACCGGAACCUCCAAUCAUAUCCGCACCGGAAAUCGAACCUGAAACGACGGCGCAUCCGGAAACAGAGUCGCAAGCAAACACCAAGAUCGCAACUCCUCUCACCUUAGCUCCGAAGCGGCAGCGUCGUCCGAGCGUCCGUUUAGGCGAGAUCGGCGACCAACGCGGCACGCGCCGCCACAAAAUGCCACCGUGGAGUUGGCAAGUCCCGAAGGAAUCUUCCAGAAACCCGAAGGCCCGAUCCGUAACCAAUCUCGUGAACGGCGACGAAGAUUUCGCGAUUCAACGAAGGGGAAAAGCGAAACGAGGAACAACGACGAAACGGUUGAGGUCAGAUUGGACACCAAGAAAGAUCAACGAGAACGGAAGCGAAAGGUUUAGGGAUUUCGAUCACGAUCAUGAUCAAAAUCACGAGGAUGAUAGAAAUAGUCCUGCACACUCUAUUGAUGAGAAUGAGAACAAUUAUUGGCAAAUUGAUCGGAACAACGAUAAUAGGGUUAGGGUUUCGGAAAACGAAGGUGUUGAAUCGGAAUCAAGGGAACGAAGGAAGAACGAGGGAGUGAGGUCAUGGCUAUUUGAUUUAGGGUUGAGUAGGUAUUCUCCAAUGUUUGAGAUUCAUGAGGUGGAUGAUGAGUUACUUCCAAUGUUAACAUUGGAAGAUCUCAAAGAUAUGGGUAUCAAUGCUGUUGGUUCGAGAAGGAAAAUGUACAAUGCAAUUCAGAAACUUCGGAAACUGUUAUGAUAAGAUCCUUCAUCAAUGUAUGUAUAUGUGUAAUGUGUAGUAGUAAGCAUGUUUUAAGUUCUCAAUUAUCCUGAUAGUUCGUUUUUCUUGAUUUUCUUUGUUUCGUGGCUUGAAAAUGUGGAUAGAAAAAAAUGCACUUCUAGAUAAGAGUUUUUUUGUUGUUGUCUAUCUAUGGUGACUCAUCAAUGGUAAAUUAUCCAGGGGUUAUCUCUACUUUUGCUAUUUGUAACUUUUUUAUGACAUAUUUUCUUUUAUUUUUUAUUUUUUCUUAUGAUUAAUCCUAAGUUCAUUUAGAAAUAAAAGAAUGAUAAAUUUGACGUGUAA
Molecule: messenger RNA, 1356 nt
Organism: Cicer arietinum (chickpea)
Lineage: Eukaryota; Viridiplantae; Streptophyta; Magnoliopsida; Fabales; Fabaceae
Molecular function (GO): protein binding
Source: RefSeq, a predicted model, not a curated record